Schistocerca serialis cubense is the source of this 2187-nucleotide messenger RNA. RefSeq names its product balbiani ring protein 3-like. The coding region runs from base 1 to 2187 and encodes 728 amino acids. The transcript is spliced from 4 exons. NCBI's taxonomy places the organism in Eukaryota, Metazoa, Arthropoda, Insecta, Orthoptera, Acrididae. The record is from RefSeq and is a predicted model, not a curated record.
AUGUGUGCUGGUGCCCCAUCGAGCGAGGUCCGACAGCUAAUAGAUGUCGCCACUGGGGGCAAGCCAAGCCCAUUCCCGACAAUAAAGAAGCACGAGUGCGAGUGCGUGCGCGAGCGCGUGCACGAGUGCGAGUGCGUGCGCGAGUGCGAGUGCGUGCGCGAUUGCGAGUGCGUGCGCGAACGCGUGCGCGAAUGCGUGCGGGAGGGCGUGCGCGAUUGCGAGUGCGUGCGCGAUUGCGAGUGCGUGCGCGAUUGCGAGUGCGUGCGCGAACGCGUGCGCGAAUGCGUGCGGGAGGGCGUGCGCGAUUGCGAGUGCGUGCGCGAGUGCGAGUGCGUGCGCGAUUGCGAGUGCGUGCGCGAACGCGUGCGCGAAUGCGUGCGGGAGUGCGUGCGCGAGUGCGUGCGGGAGUGCGAUUGCGAGUGCGUGCGCGAUUGCGAGUGCGUGCGCGAUUGCGAGUGCGUGCGCGAACGCGUGCGCGAAUGCGUGCGGGAGGGCGUGCGCGAGUGCGUGCGGGAGUGCGAUUGCGAGUGCGUGCGCGAUUGCGAGUGCGUGCGCGAUUGCGAGUGCGUGCGCGAACGCGUGCGCGAAUGCGUGCGGGAGGGCGUGCGCGAGUGCGUGCGGGAGUGCGAUUGCGAGUGCGUGCGCGAUUGCGAGUGCGUGCGCGAGUGCGAGUGCGUGCGCGAUUGCGAGUGCGUGCGAAAGUGCGAGUGCAUGCGCGAUCGCGUGCGCGAAUGCGUGCGGGAGUGCGUGCGCGAGUGCGUGCGGGAGCGCGUGAGCGAAUGCGUGCGGGAGUGCGAUUGCGAGUGCGUGUGCGAUUGCGAGUGCGUGCGCGAGUGCGAGUGCGUGCGCGAGUGCGAGUGCGUGCGCGAGUGCGAGUGCGUGCUCGAACGCGUGCGCGAAUGCGUGCGGGAGUGCGUGCGCGAGUGCGUGCGGGAGUGCGAUUGCGAGUGCGUGUGCGAUUGCGAGUGCGUGCGCGACUGCGAUUGCGUGCGCGAUUGCGAGUGCGUGCGCGAACGCGUGCGCGAAUGCGUGCGGGAGGGCGUGCGCGAGUGCGUGCGGGAGUGCGAUUGCAAGUGCGUGCGCGAUUGCGAGCGCGUGCGCGAAUGCGUGCGGAAGUGCGUGCUCGAGUGCGUGCGCGAGUGCGAGUGCAUGCGCGAACGCGUGCGCGAAUGCGUGCGGGAGCGCGUGCGCGAGUGCGUGCGGGAGUGCGUGCGCGAGUGCGUGCGCGAUUGCGAGUGCGUGCGCGAAUGCGUGCGGGAGUGCGUGCUCGAGUGCGUGCGCGAGUGCGAGUGCAUGCGCGAACGUGUGCGCGAAUGCGUGCGGGAGCGCGUGCGCGAGUGCGUGCGGGAGUGCGUGCGCGAGUGCGUGCGCGAGUGCGAGUGCAUGCGCGAACGCGUGCGCGAAUGCGUGCGGGAGUGCGUGCGCGAGUGCGUGCGGGAGCGCGUGCGCGAAUGCGUGCGCGAGUGCGAUUGCGAGUGCGUGCGCGAUUGCGAUGCGUGCGCGAACGCGUGCGCGAGUGAGUGCGUGCGGGAGUGCGUGCGGGAGUGCGUGCGCGAGUGCGUGCGGGAGGGAGUGCGCGAAUGCGUGCGGGAGUGCGAUUGCGAGUGCGUGCGCGAUUGCGAGUGCGUGCGCGAGUGCGAGUGCGAGCGCGAACGCGUGCGCGAAUGCAUGCGGGAGCGCGUGCGCGAGUGCGUACGGGAGCGCGUGCGCGAGUGCUGCGUGCGGGAGCGCGUGCGCGAGUGCGUGCGGGAGUGCGUGCGCGAGUGCGUGCGCGAUUGCGAGCGCGUGCGCGAAUGCGUGCGGGAGUGCGUGCUCGAGUGCGUGCGCGAGUGCGAGUGCAUGCGCGAACGCGUGCGCGAAUGCGUGCGGGAGCGCGUGCGCGAGUGCGUGCGGGAGUGCGUGCGCGAGUGCGUGCGCGAGUGCGAGUGCAUGCGCGAACGUGUGCGCGAAUGCGUGCGGGAGUGCGUGCGCGAGUGCGUGCGGGAGCGCGUGCGCGAAUGCGUGCGGGAGUGGGAUUGCGAGUGCGUGCGCGAUUGCGAGUGCGUGCGCGAGUUCGAGUGCGUGCGCGAACGCGUGCGCGGAUGCGUGCGGGAGUGCGUGCGCGAGUGCGUGCGCGAGUGCGAGUGCAUGCGCGAACGUGUGCGCGAAUGCGUGCGGGAGUGCGUGCGCGAGUGCGUGCGGGAGUGA